AUGACAACGAAAUAUAGCCUUCGAGUUCUAGUUCCAUCACCGGUCGACGAUGCCGAAAUACCUGCACAGUACGAGGACAUCCUCGACGUGUCUUUCGCCGACUGGGAGACAAAGACAGCACCGAAGAAGCUGAUCCAACAGGUAGUCCCCUCGGACGCCACAACUGUACGCCAGCUUCUCAACCAGCGAUUCUGCUCUGGAGUAGCCCCACGGGCCUGGGCAUCCGGAAGCCCCAUCUCGUACUCAACCGCCCCACCCGUCGCCGCCGAAAGUCUGCCACCGUGGGUCUUUUUCGUAGACCACUACUCCACCGCCACUUCCGUUCCAAUACCGAAGGUGGAUAUUGUCCGAGCAUUGCCGAGCACCUUCCGCUCGGCAAUCCAUCCCGGCGAUCGCGGCACUCCGCUACCCCUCUGGUUAUUGGACUUGUGGCGACGCCUGCGUAACGUCCAUACCGUUCGGUCCAACGUCGAGCGUGGAAUGGAGUGGGUCAGCGAAUAUGGACGACAGGAAGACGUCAACACAGAAGUCAUCGAAAGAGACCUUGAGCCCAUUCUAGAGCUGCCGGCGCUGCUCCACCCUUGGUGCGACCUCUUCUCGCAAUUGACCACCGACGACUGCGACCUCAAUGACGACUUGAUGGACGCAGUCGUAGCUGUCGUGAGGAAUAAUAUCCACGUCAUCCCCCGCCCUUUCCACAUCUAUUCCGCUAUCGUGACGCAACUGUCACCGGUAGCCUUGCUGGACCUCUUCGGCAGACUCGCGGCACGUGGCGACUUUACUACUGACAGCGUCAUCUGCCUGCCGUGGCGUAUUCGCGGUGACUGGAUAGUCGUACUCAUCGACAUCCCCGGUGACGAGAUCCGAAUUGGUCACUGCGUCCCCGAAAACGAUCAUGACGGCAUUCUCGAGAUUGCCAAGCGAACAGCAAUCCGAAUCGCUCAUACCGUAGAAGUGUCGGUCCGCCAGACUCACACCGACUGGUUUGUUCACGAAUAUUUCCGUGAAGCCGGCCCUUUCCCGUCUGGUCUUGCCGUUGCGGUAGCCCUGCUUAGUAACAUCUUCGACUGUGUCAAAGCCUUCUCGCGCGAAACAGAGCCAACACAUCGCAUAGAAGUCUUCUAUGGUAUAGUGGAACACUACCCCAUAAAACCGGUCAUCGUGGAAGAUCACAAGCUGAGCUUGUGGGAGAUUCAGGGGGGAGCACGAAGUGUGUCGUUACCGGCCACUUCUGACGAGAAGGAUCGUUGCUCGCCAUCGCCGGGGGUGGACUCGGCAUUUGCGUCAUCCACCGGACUCGGGGUUGCGUCCCCCACCAUUCUCCACUCUCCACCAGUCUUCACCCGGACGCUGGCGCACCCCUCGACGCCCCCUUUGCAACCCCCGGCAUUCACGCGUGAACUAGCCCCGCCCCCGCCGGUCGUGGACUCGGCACUCGUGUCCCCCAUAAUUCUCGACUCUCCACCAGUCUUCACCCGGACGCUGGCGCGCCCCUCGACGCCCCCUUUGCAACCCCCGGCAUUCACACCCCCUUUGCCAUCGGCUUCCACGCAUGGGGGACUUCUCGCCUCCUCAUCAACUCCACCACCGCCGGUGUUCACCCGGACACUCAACUCCCCUUCCUCUUCCUCAACCGCCCCAUCAAAGUGGUUCACCGCCGGCUGGCAGGGCGGCCUGAUGGGUGCGGUCUCAGCUGGCACCUGCGACUGCCGUGCACUCCCCACCGGCAUUCACCCGCGAGCUCGCCAUUCACCCCUCUCCGCCGCCGUCAUUCACGCGGGGUCUUUCCAUUCCAUCGACAUCGCUCUCCUCACCGCCCCCGUUUUCACGACCGCUGGCGCACCCCUCAAUGCCCGAUUCGCCGCCCUCAUGGUCUGCUCGGGAACUCAGAAUGCCCGUGACUGCUACACCCUCCACCCCGGCAUUCACCCGAGAGCUCGCCCUCGGAACUUCCUCGCCGCCGGUCUUCCGUGGAACGCUUGCACCGGUAGUGCAAUCACCACCGGCAUUCACCCGGCAACUCGCCCGCCCGUCAACGCCUACCUCCACACUGCCAAUGUUCACUCGCGAACAAGGUCUCUCAGGUGUGGCUGA
Molecule: messenger RNA, 2094 nt
Organism: Epithele typhae
Lineage: Eukaryota; Fungi; Basidiomycota; Agaricomycetes; Polyporales; Epitheliaceae
Exons: 7
Coding region: 1-2094 (697 amino acids)
Source: RefSeq, a predicted model, not a curated record